AUGGAGUACGCCAUUGGUACGCCGCCGUUUGAAACCUACGGCCUUAUCGAUACCGGCAGCGACGUCACCUGGACUCAGUGCGAACCAUGCAUCCAUUGCUUCCCACAAAGCUUGCCCAUAUUUGAUCCGAAACACAGCAAAUCGUACAAGACGGCCAUGUGCAAUGAUUCGAGUAUCAACUGUUCUCUCGAUUACGUCUUUUACUGUUCUAACGACAAUGUUUGCCGGUACGACGUGAUCUACAACGACUAUUCCCGAACCCUCGGCGACGUUGCUACUGAUACUCUCACCAUCGGCGACGCUUCCUUCAAGAACGUUUUGCUGGGGUGCGGCCACCAGAAUAAAGCCAAAUUCUCAAACACCACUGCCUCUGGCAUUGUUGGUCUCGGCUACUCUAACGCCUCGAUCAUCAAGCAAUUGCGUGAACAAAUUGGUGGAAAAUUUGCUCACUGCUUCUCUCCUCAAUCCGAUUCUAAAAGCUAUAUAAGUUUCGGCACUGACGCCAUAGUUACGGGUCCUGAUACUGUUAUAAUUCCCUUGACCAUAACCACCGGAGAUCCAUUUUACUGGCUCGUUUUAGACAGCAUGAGUGUGGGCAAUAAAAACUUUCCGCUCGAGGUUCGUCCGGAAGAUGCCGGCAACAUUAUCAUUGAUUCAGGGACGACAGUGACAUUCCUGCCGCCCAAUGUGUUCGAUGGUAUGAAAUCGGAAUUUAUGAAACACAUCGAUCACACUCCGAUAGAUGAUCCUCAAGGCUUUUUCCAGUUAUGUUACUCGGCCACGGCAAUGAAAAGUGGUAUUAAGUUGCCAAAAGUUGUUGCACAUUUUUCGGGAGGCGAUGUAGAAUUAUCUCCUCGGGGAUUAUUCGAAGAAGUAGAAGAAGGUGUAUCUUGUCUCACUAUAGUUCCAUAUUAUUCGAUGGGUACAUCCAUCUUAGGCUCUCCAUCUCAGGUAGACUACCUAGUUGGAUUUGAUUUGGAAAUAAAUGCAGUCAGCUUCAAGCCUGCAGCUGAUUGCUCCAAAUUUUAA
This is a messenger RNA of Ipomoea nil (Japanese morning glory), 1029 nucleotides long. RefSeq names its product aspartic proteinase CDR1-like. The transcript has a single exon. Gene Ontology annotation, cellular component: extracellular region. The coding region runs from base 1 to 1029 and encodes 342 amino acids. The record is from RefSeq and is a predicted model, not a curated record. Gene Ontology annotation, molecular function: aspartic-type endopeptidase activity. Lineage: Eukaryota; Viridiplantae; Streptophyta; Magnoliopsida; Solanales; Convolvulaceae. Gene Ontology annotation, biological process: proteolysis.